Messenger RNA from Aphis gossypii (cotton aphid), 1282 nucleotides. Its product is annotated as farnesol dehydrogenase-like. The record is from RefSeq and is a predicted model, not a curated record. The transcript is spliced from 6 exons. Bases 178 to 936 code for a protein of 252 amino acids. Lineage: Eukaryota; Metazoa; Arthropoda; Insecta; Hemiptera; Aphididae.
CCCUCUAUAAUAAAUUAUUACUUACUUACCUAUUAGUCUACACAAUACUUAUACCCCUACUCAUAUGCUUACAAAAAUAAUAAAUACGGUUGUUCAUAGUGAAGACUCAAUUGUAAUUUAGACGUUGAUAAGCACCGGUGUAGUUUUUUUAGCUGAAAAAUAAAAUUUAUCACGAAAAUGGAAAAGUGGAAUGGAAAAGUUGCUGUAGUAACUGGUGCUUCUUCUGGAAUUGGAGAGGAAACUUGUCGACAACUGGUUAAAAAGGGAAUGAUUGUGGUUGGUUUUGCUAGAAGAGAAGAUAAACUUCAGGAGUUAGAAAAGAGUUUAAAAGGAAAACUGGGUAAAUUUUUUUACGUUAAAGUGGAUUUAUGUUCGGAAGAAAACAUUUUGGAAGCUUUUAAUUGGGUAAAGAGAACAUUAAAAUCUAUCGAUGUACUGAUUAACAAUGCAGGUGUUAUGAAACAAAGUGAUUUAUUAGGAAAAACAAAUGAUUGGAAGCAAAUGUUUGAUACUAAUGUCAUAGGUCUCAACAUUUGCAGCAGGGAAGCCAUAAAAAUUAUGGAAGAACUCAAAACCAAAGAGGGCCACAUAAUAAAUAUUAACAGUAUUGGAGGUCAUUACCAAUUUCCAUUUAUGAAAGACAUUGCAAUUUAUACCGCUACCAAACAUGCCGUUACUGAAAUUACAGAGUCUUUAAGAGAAUUGUUAGGCAUGAAAAAUUUGCCCAUCAGAGUCACGAGUAUCAGUCCGGGUGCAGUAGAAACCGAAAUGAUUGAAGAAGUGAGACAUUUAAAAGAACAGAAUAUGUUGAAAUCUACUGACAUCGCUGAAGCUAUCAUGUAUGCGUUGAGUGUACCACAACGUGUUAACAUCGCUGAAAUCAUCAUACGACCAACAAAAGAAAAUACAUUAGCUUUCAUGAAGAGCACCAUGUAAAUAUGAUUGAUAAACAUCUAUAUAUAUAUAUAUAUUAUGAAUAAACAAUACAAUAUGUAGUAUGUAUUUAUCGUAUGUAUAAUUAUAGUUAUAAUUAUAUGUACUUAUCUUCUUUAUGGAUAUGCUUUAAUACACCUGGAAAUUUUAUAAAUGCCGAAUUUCUAUCAUACUAACUUCACUUAUGCCAGCUAUAAUAUCUAUUAUAACACUUAUCACACAUUUUUAUUGUAUGUAAUAACUUUGUGCAACAGAUUUUUGUCUGUCAAAAUAAAAAUAAAUAUGAUAUAAAUAUAUUCAAUAUAAUAUUAUUAUAUUAUUUAAGAAACCUAUUAGACUAAACAAAAUA